Molecule: messenger RNA, 1233 nt
Organism: Ictalurus furcatus (blue catfish)
Lineage: Eukaryota; Metazoa; Chordata; Actinopteri; Siluriformes; Ictaluridae
Gene: efna3b
Product: ephrin-A3b
Exons: 5
Coding region: 1-660 (219 amino acids)
Biological process (GO): ephrin receptor signaling pathway; axon guidance
Cellular component (GO): plasma membrane
Molecular function (GO): ephrin receptor binding
Source: RefSeq, a predicted model, not a curated record
AUGGCGCUCGCCGCGCUCGCGCUUUUUCUGCUCGCGCUCACCUGUGCGAACUUUUACCUGGCGCGCGCGAGCCGGCACGCGGUGCACUGGAACAGCUCCAAUAUCCAUCUGCGGAGGGAGGGCUACACGCUGAAGGUGAACGUGAAUGAUUACCUGGACAUCUACUGUCCUCACUACAACGUGAGCCAGCGAGGCGUGGCUGAGCAGUACGUGCUCUACAUGGUGAGCUACCGCGGCUACCGCACGUGCGACCCUCAGCUCGGCUUCAAGCGCUGGGAGUGCAACCGGCCGCACGCACCGCACGCGCCCAUCAAAUUCUCCGAGAAGUUUCAGCGCUACAGCGCCUUCUCGCUCGGCUACGAGUUCCACGUGGGCCACGAGUAUUACUACAUCUCCACGCCCACUCAUCACCAUGGCCGCAGCUGCCUGAGACUGAGAGUCUACGUCUGCUGCUCAACAGCAGCUGAUGCAGAUGAUGAAGCACAGCCUACAGAGCCAGACUAUACUCUAAGACCUAACAUGAAAAUCGAUGACCUCGACGACUAUGACAACCAUGAGGUCCCGAAACUGGAGAAGAGCAUCAGUGGCAGCAGUCCAUCCAGGGACCGUCUCCUCCUCACGGUGGCCGCGCUCUUCCUCAUCGCACUCUCCAUCUCCUAGCACUCACCUGCAGGAAGUCGUCAUGCCACUGAGGCCUAGAGGACUGCAGGAAGAAGGAAGGACAAAACAGUUUUAAAAAAAGGAGAGGAGAGGAACAGCAGGAAUAGGACUAGCGGGAUACCAAGGCCUUCUUCUGUUCAACAGUGAAACAUGAACCUGGACUUUACAAUAACGACUUUACCAAUCAGCUCGAGCCAUACCGUCAGUGUACGACUGUAUGUGUUAUGUUGUGUGCGUGUGUGUGUGUGUGUGUGUGUGUGUGUGUGUGGGUGUGUGAGAAACUGAAUGAGUAUUCACACACAUGCUGUUUGCAAAUCAUUCAAGCGAAAACCUCCACUCAGUCUAAUUAGUUAUUUUAUCAACUAAUGAAUGGCCACUUAGCGAUUAAGUUGAAUCGAUGCUCAAGAUGAACGAUGCGUUAACAUUCAAGUCAUUGUGCAUCAUUAGUGGCAGAAAUUUUUUUAAUGUCAAAUAAGGCUGAGCUAAAUGACACGGGGACAUUUUACUCAGCACCUAAAGAGCUUCAUUUUCAAUUCAGUUCAGCAUUUCUGUCUCUCUCUCUCUCUCUCUCUC